AAGUAAGCUGGGCAUGCUCAGUGGGCAGGGUCGUUUUUUUUUUUGGGUGGCGGGGGGUUGCAAGUGGGAAGCCUGCUGUUCAGCUGCCGGGGCUCUCCGCCUCCCCUCACCUGUAUGAGGCUGGGUCUGGGGAACCUGUGCUCAGCAUUCCACCCCCUGGAGCUUGGGCUUGGUCUUCCCUGCGGGUCCCUGCGCUGACAUUCAGGCGGGGAGCCAGGAGGCCUGGCGCGCCUCCAGAGCCCGCCGGGGGAGCCGGGCGAGGGUUCUGGGCUCUGACGGCGGGGUCGCAGGGUCGCCCGCCUCCUGGACACGUCUGUAGGCCUAGGGAAGCCUGCCGGCCGGGAGGUACAGAGUAGGAGAAGCCAGAUCCCAGGGCGGACAACGAGAAGUCGUCAGGCUAAGAAAUGGCAUUUCAAAAGGCAGUGAAAGGGACGAUUCUUGUUGGAGGAGGUGCUCUUGCAACUGUUUUAGGACUUUCUCAGUUUGCUCAUUACAGAAGGAAACAAAUGAACCUGGCCUAUGUUAAAGCAGCAGACUGCAUUUCAGAACCAGUUAACAGGGAGCCUCCUUCCAGAGAAGCUCAGCUACUGACUUUGCAAAAUACAUCUGAAUUUGAUAUCCUUGUUAUUGGAGGAGGAGCAACAGGAAGUGGCUGUGCGCUAGAUGCUGUCACCAGAGGACUAAAAACAGCCCUUGUAGAAAGAGAUGAUUUCUCAUCAGGGACCAGCAGCAGAAGCACUAAAUUGAUCCAUGGUGGUGUGAGAUAUCUGCAGAAGGCCAUCAUGAAGUUGGAUAUUGAGCAGUAUAGGAUGGUAAAAGAAGCCCUUCAUGAGCGUGCCAACCUGCUAGAAAUUGCUCCCCAUUUAUCAGCUCCAUUGCCUAUAAUGCUUCCAGUUUACAAGUGGUGGCAGUUACCUUACUACUGGGUAGGAAUCAAGCUGUAUGAUUUGGUUGCAGGAAGCAAUUGCCUGAAAAGCAGUUAUGUCCUCAGCAAAUCAAGAGCCCUUGAACAUUUCCCAAUGCUCCAGAAGGACAAACUGGUAGGAGCAAUUGUCUACUAUGACGGACAACAUAACGAUGCACGGAUGAACCUUGCCAUUGCUCUGACUGCUGCCAGGUAUGGGGCUGCCACAGCCAAUUACAUGGAGGUAGUGAGCUUGCUCAAGAAGACAGACCCCCAGACAGGGAAAGUGCGUGUCAGCGGCGCACGGUGCAAGGAUGUCCUCACAGGGCAGGAAUUUGACGUGAGAGCCAAAUGUGUUAUCAAUGCCACGGGACCUUUCACGGACUCUGUGCGCAAAAUGGAUGAUAAAGACGCAGCAGCUAUCUGCCAGCCAAGUGCUGGUGUCCAUAUUGUGAUGCCUGGUUAUUACAGCCCAGAGAGCAUGGGACUUCUUGACCCAGCGACCAGUGAUGGGCGAGUUAUUUUCUUCUUACCCUGGCAAAAGAUGACGAUCGCUGGCACUACUGAUACUCCAACUGAUGUUACACACCAUCCAAUUCCUUCAGAAGAAGAUAUCAACUUCAUUUUGAAUGAAGUGCGUAAUUACCUGAGUUGUGAUGUUGAAGUGAGAAGAGGGGACGUCCUGGCAGCAUGGAGUGGAAUCCGUCCUCUUGUUACAGACCCCAAAUCUGCAGAUACUCAGUCUAUCUCCCGAAAUCAUGUUGUUGAUAUCAGUGAGAGUGGCCUUAUUACUAUAGCAGGUGGAAAGUGGACAACUUAUCGGUCUAUGGCAGAAGAUACCAUAAAUGCUGCUGUCAAAACUCAUAAUUUAAAAGCAGGACCAAGUAGAACAGUUGGGCUUUUCCUUCAAGGGGGUAAAGAUUGGAGCCCCACACUCUACAUUAGGCUUGUCCAGGAUUAUGGACUUGAAAGCGAGGUGGCACAGCAUCUUGCCGCCACCUAUGGUGAUAAGGCCUUUGAGGUGGCCAAAAUGGCAAGUGUGACUGGCAAAAGGUGGCCUAUUGUUGGAGUACGUCUUGUGUCAGAAUUUCCAUAUAUUGAAGCAGAGGUGAAAUAUGGGAUUAAGGAGUAUGCCUGCACUGCUGUGGAUAUGAUUUCACGUCGUACUCGCCUGGCCUUUCUAAAUGUCCAGGCAGCAGAGGAAGCCCUACCCAGGAUUGUUGAACUGAUGGGCAGGGAACUGAAUUGGGAUGAUUAUAAGAAGCAGGAACAACUUGAAACAGCCAGGAAGUUUCUAUAUUAUGAAAUGGGCUAUAAAUCUCGAUCAGAACAGUUAACAGAUCGCUCUGAAAUUAGCCUACUGCCUUCAGACAUUGACAGGUAUAAGAAGAGAUUUCAUAAGUUUGAUGCAGACCAGAAAGGCUUUAUUACCAUUGUUGAUGUUCAGCGUGUAUUAGAGAGUAUCAAUGUCCAAAUGGAUGAAAAUACACUCCAUGAAAUUCUAAAUGAAGUUGAUUUGAAUAAAAAUGGACAGGUUGAACUCAAUGAAUUUUUGCAGCUGAUGAGUGCUAUUCAAAAAGGAAGGGUAUCUGGAAGCCGACUUGCUAUACUAAUGAAAACUGCAGAAGAGAACCUCGACAGAAGAGUUCCAAUUCCAGUGGACCGUAGUUGUGGAGGAUUGUGAGUCUGGGCAGUAAAUCCACAGCCAACAAACAUAGAAACGACAAAUCACCAUGUAACAACCAGAGAUGACUGAAACCACUCUAAAAUAAUGAAUGUGGAUAGCUGCCUUUUUUAACACUAGAAAACAUUCCAAAACUUUAAGGUGUUGGUUUAUUUGCCAGCUUUAUUUGCUGUACUUUAUUUGUAUUUGCCAUUCAGUCUAGCUUUUAAGUAUAUUUUUUCUUUUUCUCAUUUUCAAUGCACAUUAGUUUUGCAUCUGUUUUGUGACCUGUUAGAUGUGACACAUUCUCUUUUUGUUUAUUCCCUUAUUCUAAAUGAGUUCUAAAAACAGAAUAUUUUGGCAAAAAUUGAAAAAAGCUGGAGACAUUUUGUGACACGCAUACAGAUAGCAUGUGUUAUUAAAAAGAGUUGCCUAUUGAAAUGAUCGUGUUUCUGGAGAAAUUAAGCUUAUAGACAGCAUGUGUUAUUAAAAAGAGUUACCUAUUGAAAUGAUAGUGUUUCUGGAGAUUUCUCAGCCCCAUCUUCCUCCAGCUUGUCUACCUUCCUCAUGCAAACAAUAUUCCACAUUUUUAUAUCUAGAGCAUGACUGGCUAACUGGAGAGGGAAGGAAAAGUUUAGAUCUGGUUACUGGAGCAAGUCUCAAAGAGAAACUCUGAAAGCUUCCAGAAUCACAGGUAUAAGAUAAGGAUAGCAUUGACAUUUGCUGGGAGUUACAGUGAUAGUUUCAUCUCAGCAGUUCAUUUUUUUCUUCAGUCACUGCUGGUUUUCUUUGACUAUUAUAGUUGCCAGGAAGAUCCUUGCUCUUCUUACUUUAAAACCAGCAUUUAAGUGGCAAUUUGGAUGUAAUAGGAUGAGACCAAAUUUAUCUAAUUAUUACAGUAGUAAUACAUUUAAGAGUUAAAAAUGUGUUUUUAUAUAUCCACAUAUGAUGACAAAAGAUUCAAUUCCCAAGCCUAAAUUUUGAAGCAUGUGGUAUUGUCAAAUCUAGCUUACCAUCUUUUUUGGGGGUACUUGCAACCAUAGUAAAGGAAGAUAGAAUAGACUUUAGUUAACUUUAAUUAUAAUUAUAUGUUAAAUAAGGCACAUAACCAGUUUCCAAGGUCAUCAUGGUUGCUUAAAGUCUUUCCCCUUCUGUACUCCAUGGAAAUAUUCUCAGUAAACCAAAAACAAAAA
Molecule: messenger RNA, 3760 nt
Organism: Pan troglodytes (chimpanzee)
Lineage: Eukaryota; Metazoa; Chordata; Mammalia; Primates; Hominidae
Gene: GPD2
Product: glycerol-3-phosphate dehydrogenase 2
Exons: 17
Coding region: 405-2588 (727 amino acids)
Biological process (GO): glycerol-3-phosphate metabolic process
Cellular component (GO): mitochondrion
Molecular function (GO): glycerol-3-phosphate dehydrogenase (quinone) activity; calcium ion binding
Source: RefSeq, a predicted model, not a curated record